CCUCCUCACUCGCUGCCCAGCCCAGCCCACCCCCCUCGCUCAACCGCAGCGGAUACUUCGCUCCCUUUCCCGUCCGUUGCCGAGGACAGAUCCAUCCAUCCAGGAACCGAAAGGGGGGAGCAGGAGGAGGAGUCAUGAGCGCCGUGGCGGUCUCCUCGUCGUCGCUGAACCCGGACGCGCCGCUCUUCAUCCCGGCGGCGCUGCUGCAGGUGGAGGACUUCUCGCCGCAGUGGUGGGACCUCGUCACCACCACCGCCUGGUUCCGCGACCACUGGUCCCGGGAGCACACCCAGCUCGACGAGAUGGCCCAGGAGCUCGACGCGGCCGGCCUCCUGCCCCACGACGACGAGGACCUCUUCUACGACGACCAGCCCGAGCACGCCCCCGCCGCCGUCGAGGCCCCGCAGCACCCUGCGCCCGCCGACAACCUCAACACCGAUGCGGUGCUCAAGGCGCUGAACCUGUCCUCCCCGAAGGGCGGCGACGCGCCGCGCGUGUUCCGGGAGAAGCCCAGGCACGCUGAGAAGCCGACCAAGUACGCCGGCAGCCCCAAGGGCAGCAGCGCCCCGCGUGUGAUCCACCAGCCCCGCUAGGCUCGCCGUCCUGACGGGCAAAUCGAGCAAGGCUGCUGUGCCCUCUCGCAGCGUUUGCUCCUGCUCCUGGCUGCUGCCGUUGCGGUCUGGUCCUUCGAGUCUAGAUAGAAGUGUCCUUUUUUAUAGCAAGCAAGUAAAAAAUGACCAAAAAAGAGAACAAAAUGCAGCUGCGGUUUACUGCUGCUCUCUCUAAGUUGUGUUCAGUUGAUCAGUGAGUUUCCAGUGUGUCUAGAGAACCCCCAAAGAAAUGGAAGAGGGUGAAGGUGGAGUCCCGAAGAAAUGGAAGAGGGUGAAGGUGGAGUCCCGAAGAAAUGGAAGAGGGUGAAGGUGGAGUCCCAGACUCUCCCAGUGUAGGGUGCCUAGAGAUGGUCAAGGGCCUUUGAUUUUGAACUAGAAAAUUAUUUUUUUAGGGAAGGAUUCGGCUCUAAUCUUAUAUAAUUUUGGGCUAAAAAAAUUGAGCUUAAAAAAUCUAA
Panicum virgatum (switchgrass) is the source of this 1066-nucleotide messenger RNA. Its product is annotated as protein EARLY RESPONSIVE TO DEHYDRATION 15-like. The record is from RefSeq and is a predicted model, not a curated record. The coding region runs from base 135 to 593 and encodes 152 amino acids. Lineage: Eukaryota; Viridiplantae; Streptophyta; Magnoliopsida; Poales; Poaceae. The transcript has 3 exons.